GGCGUUUUGGGUUCUUCUUUUUUAAAAGUUGAAUUGAAUCCAAUAUCCUUUUCCCCAAAACCCACCCAAAAAAUCAAAAAAAACGAAAGGAAGAUUUUUGUUUUUUUUUUGGAAUAAUAAAACUUCCGACUGAUAUUCAAUUUUUUGAGAUAUAAUAUCGUUGAUAUAUCUUGUAAUUGACAUAAUUGUAGGGUAUAAAUAGGGGAGAGAUAGUGUUGAUUCUGUUGAAGGAGGAGAAUGGUGGCGAAAUAGAUCUGAUUUUCGAGAAAGGUCCCCUGAAAUUAUUAGCUUCUUACAGCAAAAUACAAUUUUGGUCAGAUACUGAUAUAGUAAUUAAGGGAUGGCAGAUGGAAUAUCAAGCUUCUGGGGUCCUGUCACAUCUACUCACGAGUGGUGUGAGCCAAAUUAUCUCUACUCCUCCUAUAUUGCAGAAUUUUUCAACACUCUCUCUAAUUUACCAGCCAUUCUUUUGGCAUUGGUUGGUCUUGUGAUUGCCUUGAGCCAGCGGUUUGAGAAAAGGUUUGGUGUUCUUCACAUAUCAAAUAUGAUACUUGCCAUUGGGAGCGCACUCUAUCAUGCAACAUUGCAGCGCAUGCAACAACAAGGUGAUGAAACGCCUAUGGUAUGGGAAAUGCUUCUAUACCUUUACAUCCUUUACUCUCCGGAUUGGCAUUAUCGUAGUACAAUGCCCAUUUUCUUGUUCCUCUAUGCCAUAGUGUUUGCCUUUGCACAUGCGUAUGUCCGUUUUGGCGUUGGGUUUUGGUUGCAUUAUGCACUACUAUGCCUUCUGUGCAUCCCUCGGAUGUACAAGUAUUACAUUUACACAGAAGACAAACUGGCAAAGCGGCUAGCAAAGCUAUAUUUAAUCACCCUAAUAGUUGGGAGUGUCUGCUGGCUCUUUGAUCGACUAUUGUGCAAGGGCAUUUCACGCUGGUACUUCAAUCCACAGGGUCAUGCUUUGUGGCACGUCUUCAUGGGUUUCAAUUCCUACUUUGCAAAUGAAUUUCUGAUGUACUGCCGUGCUCAGCAAAGAGGGUGGGAUCCAAAGGUCAAGUAUUGGGGAAUCCUCCCAUUUGUGAAGAUUCAAAAGCCGAAGGAACAGUAGAUGUUCAGCUGGAUAGGAAACAACAACCCCUCUUACAAAGACAAUAGACGGGCAAUGACUUUGCAGAAGCGCGCAAAGAAAAGUGGUUGUGAUUCUUUUUUCUUUGUUUUCUUUUUUUUUUUUCCUUCCAGCCAAGACAUUUUCAAGAACGCGAUGUAAAUGACUGCUCGAAAUUGUUUUGUUUGUCCGGACGGUGGCUCAAUUUUGACUGUAAAAUUAGUAGUUCCCCAGUGUACUAUAUUUAUGUACUUUUCGCUGGAUACAACAGCAGACCGGUUAGCUUGAUACAACACCAGACCGGUUAGCUUCUUAGUGUUUUCUGCUUCUCCCUUUUCAUGUGGUCUCUAGAAAGCUUUUUCUCUGAAAUUUUGACAUGAUUUUCACUCUUUGUUCCUUCAUUUGUAUGUUUAAUUCUUCGACCUGAAGUAUCAAUACACGUCAUAUGUUUUACUAA
Messenger RNA from Coffea eugenioides, 1559 nucleotides. Its product is annotated as alkaline ceramidase-like. NCBI's taxonomy places the organism in Eukaryota, Viridiplantae, Streptophyta, Magnoliopsida, Gentianales, Rubiaceae. The transcript has 3 exons. Gene Ontology annotation, biological process: ceramide metabolic process; autophagy; response to salt stress. Gene Ontology annotation, cellular component: membrane. Bases 341 to 1105 code for a protein of 254 amino acids. Gene Ontology annotation, molecular function: hydrolase activity, acting on carbon-nitrogen (but not peptide) bonds, in linear amides. The record is from RefSeq and is a predicted model, not a curated record.